AUGUCGUCUCUCAGUGCUUCAUUUGUGCAAAUUAAAUUUGAUGACUUGCAGUUCUUUGAAAGCUGUGGCGGAGGGAGUUUUGGGAGUGUUUAUCGAGCCCGAUGGAUAUCACAGGACAAAGAGGUGGCUGUAAAGAAGCUGCUCAAAAUAGAGAAAGAGGCAGAAAUACUCAGUGUGCUCAGUCACAAAAACGUCAUUCAGUUCUAUGGAGCCAUUAUAGAACCUCCUAACUAUGGCAUAGUUACAGAAUAUGCUUCUGUUGGCUCAUUGUAUGAUUACAUUAAUAGCAACAGAAGUGAAGAUAUGGAUAUGGAGCAUAUGAUGACCUGGGCAACUGACAUAGCUAAAGGAAUGCACUAUUUGCAUAUGGAGGCUCCGGUCAAAGUAAUUCACAGAGAUCUGAAGUCUAGAAAUGUUGUUAUAGCUGCUGAUGGAGUAUUAAAGAUCUGUGAUUUUGGUGCUUCAAGGUUUCACCACCAUACGACACACAUGUCCUUGGUGGGUACCUUCCCUUGGAUGGCUCCAGAAGUUAUCCAGAGUCUCCCAGUGUCUGAAACAUGUGACACGUAUUCAUACGGUGUGGUUCUCUGGGAGAUGCUAACAAGGGAGGUCCCCUUUAAAGGCUUGGAAGGAUUACAAGUAGCUUGGCUUGUAGUGGAAAAAAACGAGAGAUUAACCAUUCCAAGCAGUUGUCCCAGAAGUUUUGCAGAACUGAUGCAUCAGUGUUGGGAAGCUGAUUCAAAGAAAAGGCCAUCUUUCAAGCAGAUCAUUUCAAUUCUGGAAUCCAUGUCCAAUGACAGUAACCUUCCAGACCAGUGUAACUCAUUCCUGCAUAACAAGGCAGAGUGGAGAUGUGAAAUUGAAGCAACCUUAGAGAGGCUGAAGAAACUGGAGCGUGAUCUGAGCUUUAAAGAGCAAGAGCUCAAGGAACGGGAGAGACGUUUGAAAGUAUGGGAGCAGAAGUUAACAGAACAGUCCAAUACUCCUUUGCUGCCUUCCUUUGAUAUUUGCGCGUGGACCGAAGAAGAUGUGUACUUUUGGCUGCACCAGCUUGUUGGAAAAGGUGAUGCUUCUGGUGAGAUGAAUGUUUAUGCCAACUUGUUUAAGGAAAAUCAUAUCACUGGGAAACGGUUGCUUCUUAUAGAAGAAGAAGAUUUAAAGGAUAUGGGAAUUCUUUCCAAAGGACAUAUCAUUCAUUUAAAGACUGCUAUUGAGAAGUUAACUCAUGAUUACCUAAACAUGUUUCAUUUCCCACCAUUAAUUAAGGAUUCUGCAAGUGGAAAUGAAGAAAACAUGGAGAAAGUAGUGAACCUGGAACUUGUUUUUGGUUAUCACUUGAAACUGGGAAAUGGUCCACAGGACUGUAAAUGGAAAAUGUAUAUGGAGAUGGACGGGGAUGAAAUUGCAAUAACCUACAUAAAAGAUGUGACAUUCAACACUAACCUACCUGAUGUAGAGAUUUUAAAAAUGACAAAGCCACCAUUUGUAAUGGAGAAAUGGAUUGUGGGAAUAGCAAAAGAUCAGAAUGUAGAAUGUAUUAUUACAUAUGAGGGUGAUGUUAGAGCUCCAAAAACCACCAGACACAUACAUGCAGUUAAAUGGAGUAAACUGAAAGCUCAGGAUGAGGUGAAGUCAGUACAGCUCAUGAUCCAGACCUCCCUCCCAAACUCGGAAGGCAGGCCAGGAAGCAGGUCCAACUCAAGUAUAGAUGUUGAAUGGAUGCACACUCUAAGAAUGCGUCAAAUGGAAAAAAGCACUUCACACCAGCAUUCCCAUCCCCACAGUCCUAAUAGUGUGACACAAUUUUUACCAUAUCUUCACAACCAAGACUCCUAUGCUGCUGCUCUAAGACGGACACGAAUUCCUAUUAGCUAUCAGAUUACACCGAUAAAUCAUUCCAGAAGUUCAUCUCCAACCCCAUAUGGACUGAUGAGAACUCUAUCGUCACUACAUCUUAAUUCAAAGGGAAGUAGUACCUCUAGUGCAGCUUCUGAUAGCCCUUCAGAAAGGGACAGAUCGGCAGGCAAAAGCAGGAACAGUUAUAUCAGUGACUCUGGACUCUCCAUAAAUGGAAGAUAUAGUGGAAAAAGCCCACAGACUGCUUCUGCAACACCUAGACGCUCUGGAAAAAUGUACAGUUCUUCCCAGUCAACAUUCAACCCAUCAAAGUCAUAUGACCACAAAAAGCACACACACUAUCCCCAUCAACCAAAGUCCAUACCAGGUAUGCCUUUGAAAACAGAAGGCAAACCUAAAGAAAAUGAUGAAGAGACCAAAGUUAAUGAAGGUGGAUGGAUAAAGGUAGAGUAUUCAAAGAAAUCUCAUAGACAGAGCACAGGCAAGUCAACUAAAGAGAGACCAAAGGGAACUUGGCGGAGCCGGAGAAUGUUUUGA
Molecule: messenger RNA, 2394 nt
Organism: Emys orbicularis (European pond turtle)
Lineage: Eukaryota; Metazoa; Chordata; Testudines; Emydidae
Gene: MAP3K20
Product: mitogen-activated protein kinase kinase kinase 20
Exons: 19
Coding region: 1-2394 (797 amino acids)
Biological process (GO): protein phosphorylation; signal transduction
Cellular component (GO): cytoplasm
Molecular function (GO): protein binding; ATP binding; protein kinase activity
Source: RefSeq, a predicted model, not a curated record